Salarias fasciatus (jewelled blenny) is the source of this 2320-nucleotide messenger RNA. RefSeq names its product dopa decarboxylase (gene ddc). Lineage: Eukaryota; Metazoa; Chordata; Actinopteri; Blenniiformes; Blenniidae. Gene Ontology annotation, cellular component: cytoplasm. Gene Ontology annotation, molecular function: pyridoxal phosphate binding; aromatic-L-amino-acid decarboxylase activity. The record is from RefSeq and is a predicted model, not a curated record. Gene Ontology annotation, biological process: catecholamine metabolic process; carboxylic acid metabolic process; serotonin biosynthetic process. The transcript is spliced from 14 exons. The coding region runs from base 111 to 1553 and encodes 480 amino acids.
CUCCGCACGUGUCUGACCGCGUCUGGCUCUCAGUGCAGAGUGCAAGAAGAAAGAGGAGGACGAUCUCUAUCCAAACACCGCUGCAAGAAGCUGUCACCUGAAAUCAUAUCAUGGAUGCUGAGGAAUUCCGUCGCAGAGGCAGGGAGAUGGUGGAUUAUGUGGCUGACUACCUGGAAAACAUCGAGAAGAGACACGUCUACCCAGAUGUGGAGCCGGGGUAUCUUCGUUCUCUGAUUCCCUCCGAAGCACCAGAGGAGCCAGAGAGUUACGAAGACAUUAUGAAAGAUGUGGAGAGGGUCAUAAUGCCUGGGGUCACCCACUGGCAUAGCCCAAACUUCUUUGCUUACUUUCCAACGGGGUCCUCCUAUCCUGCCAUGCUGGCCGACAUGCUGUGUGGAGCUAUCGGCUGUAUUGGAUUCUCCUGGGCGGCCAGCCCAGCCUGCACAGAGCUGGAGACAGUGAUGCUGGACUGGCUUGGAAAGAUGCUCCAGCUGCCUGAAUGUUUUAUAGCUGGAACAAGUGGCCAAGGAGGAGGCGUCAUCCAGGGGACGGCCAGUGAGGCGACGUUAAUGGCCUUGCUUGCUGCUCGCUGUAAGGCCAUCAGAUCCGUCCAGUCAAAGCACCCAGAAAAAUCUGAGUCUGAUAUUGUCUCCAAGCUGGUGGCUUAUACGUCUGAGCAAGCUCAUUCCUCCGUGGAGCGUGCUGCUCUGAUCGGUGGGGUGACGAUGAAGAAAGUCCCCAAUGACCACCGCUACUCCCUCAGACCGGACGUGUUCAAACAGAUGCUGGAGGAGGACAAGGCAGGAGGACUCAUCCCCUUCUUUCUCUGUGCGACUCUUGGCACCACGUCAUCCUGUGCGUUUGACCCCCUCACAGACCUGGGGCCAAUAUGUAAUUCGGAAAAAAUGUGGCUGCACGUUGACGCUGCGUACGCUGGGAGUGCAUUCAUCUGUCCCGAAUUCAGACCUUUGAUGAAGGGCAUCGAGUUUGCAGACUCAUUCAACUUCAACCCACACAAAUGGCUUCUAAUCAACUUUGACUGUUCUGCAAUGUGGGUGAGGAAGAGAACAGACAUCAUUGGAGCCUUCAAGGUGGAGCCGCUUUAUCUGAAGCAUGAAAACCAGGAAUCAGGUCUGGUUACAGAUUACAGGCACUGGCAGAUCCCUCUUGGGAGAAGAUUUCGCUCGUUGAAGAUGUGGUUUGUCUUCCGGUUGUAUGGAACCAAGGGCUUGCAAGCUUAUAUUCGCAAGCACGUGGCCCUGGCCAAAGAGUUUGAAAGUCUGGUGCGAGCAGACAAGAGAUUUGAGAUCUGUGCUGAAGUUAUCCUGGGACUCGUCUGCUUCAGGCUCAAGGGAACCAAUGAGCUGAACCAGGCCUUACUGAAGAGGAUCACCAAGAGCAGGGAGAUCCACCUGGUGCCAUGCCAGCUCUCCGGUCGCUUUGUGCUGCGCUUCGCCGUCUGUGCACGCACUACCGAGUCACACCACAUCCACCAGGCCUGGCGGCACAUAACACAGCUGACCUUCGAGCUCCUGCAGGAGCCCUGCCAUUGACCAAAGCGUCAGGAAGAAGAUUUCAUACCAUCCAGUGGAGACCACAGUACAUCGAUUUUCAUGUUGCAAAUGUACAAUGUCGUUUAGGGAAUUAAAUACCUCCAAACAAUGACCAAACUUGAAAUAGUUAACUUGUGUGUAUGUUUUGGUGAACAGUCGCUUAUCCGAUGUAGUGAACGAUAGAUACUUCCCAGUUUUUUGAUGUUCCAAAAAGAAGUCUUUGCAAGUAAUUCUAAAUAAUUGUGCUUUAACAAAAAGCUUUAAUAGUUGGAAAAAAAGAUGCAAGUCCCAGCAUUGCAUUGGAUAUCUGCAACUCCUCCCUCUGCUGAUAAAGUCAUGUUGUCCUCCUCAUAAUGUGCUUAUCCCCCUGCAGACUCGUCUCUCCACUUUGUGUCCUGUGUGGCAAACUUUAUUUUGAAUGAGUUCAAAAUUUGGUGCAAAAGUAGUUAUUUUAUUUGUUUGUGUGUUUGUUUUGCGGUGAAUGCAUUGCCCUGUUUGUGACUGAAUUGACUCGGUGAGUGCUGCAUUGCUGUGAUUUUCUGCGGUCAGCCUGUCUGACAUUGAUCUGACGCUUCCACUUUCAGUCAAAUGUAAGUUUCUAACAGAAAUCUUGGGUCCGUCACGCCUCUCCCACUGGUCUCUCUCAUCAUGUCCCAUGUGUUUAAUGGUAAGCCUUCCAAUUUAAAUAAUAAAUAUGCCAAAGGCAUGUGUCAUGUAUUGACUUUCAGGGUUUCUAGGUUCCUGAUCAUGGUGAAGGGGGCUGCAGU